AUGACAGCAGAAGAUAUACUCCUUCGAGAAAGAACAUCUACUACGACACAACGCCCUGUCAAUAGCGAACAAUACCUUAAUGUGCAAUUAGCCACAGCCCCAGUAAAAAAUUUUCAGACUACAAGCGAGAUUAGCCGGCAAACUCUUGUAGACACAUCAAAUGAUGACGUUUAUUCCAUCAAGAAUUUGAAGGGCUCGAGGAACCCCAUUAGCCCUAGUGUUUCUAACGUUGGCUUCCAAUCCAUAUUCCAUACAGUAGAUCAUCCUCGAUCGAAGGUCAGUGUGGCCUCAAAUCAUUCCUUGAGGAGCAAUGACAAUGCCUCAGCUGCAACAUCUAAAUCUGGUUCUUCUCAGAUAGGGGAAUCUCAUAGCGUUGACACGGUGGAGUGCUCGAACAAUCUAUCUAAAAAGUUAUCUUCUGAUGCAAUAUCCAUUACUCAGAAAAGUUUACACUCCACGCCCUCCGGCAGGUAUAUGAAAGGAAAGGCUUCUGGCUUUUUUAAUAGGAGAAACAGAGCACAUACGACCAUUUCAUCGGAUCCUGCCUCCUUUUUGACAGAUUCAAGCACCUUACAUAAUAGUUCACAUUCAUUUCGAAACGUGAUUAAGAACUUUUUCCAAAAUAAAAGCCACAGGCACAUUGGUCAAGAUGCUAUCGAGCCUGCAAUUCCAAAUUCCUUGAGUAAAUUUCUGCAUUCCUCUUACGGAAGACAUAAAUCUCCGUCACAAUUUAUUCAUACUAAUGCGGGGCAACUUGUGGACUCAGGAACUUCUGUGUACUCAUUGAAUGUUAAUCCAUCUGGUGUCAAUCCCAACACAAUCGUUGAGGAUCCGCUUUCUGGAACUGAUCCUGCCUCACCGAAUCCGGUCUCAAUGUUACACGACCUUUUAAGAAAUUUACCAUCUCUGGAAGCUAACUAUAAACACUUCAACUCCCAAGAACUGACAACCCUAACAAAUAAUAUUUGGAAUAUAUUUUGUAGUAACGUAGCAGAAUUAUUCAGAACUCAAAGAAUAUGGAAACUCAGGGCCAAAAUAGAAAAUUUUAACGAAGUUUUAGAAUUCUAUUGCAUUUUAAAAACAGAUCCAAGAGUCACACAUAGCGGCAUGAAUAGAAUUAUCAGCGAUUUGAAAGAAUUUUUGGUUAGUUCCCUAUACAAUUUAGAAAACCAAAUUGUUUUUAACUAUUCUAAUGAAGACACAAUAAAUAACGCAUUGAAAAGAUUAGGCGUUAUAUGGCGGAUAUUUUAUCAAGAGGUAUAUUAUGAUUUAGCCGCUGUGUUAUUACCGUUGGAUCAGAGUAUCAGAGAAGAUGGUAAUUCUACGGUUUUAAAGUCAGGCAAUGAAAGUCGGACUCACAUUAAUGGUAAUUAUUCUAUUGGGUUUCUUUUGCUUAUGUGCUUUAGAGAUUCAAUAGUCUUACCUUGUUAUGAAAACUUCGUAAAUAGUAACGAUGGUAUCAGCAAAAGUUUUCAACUUUACAUUUUCAAUCAAGAAGAAGAAAGUAAUGUCACAGAAACAGAUAAAUUGACAUUACUGCAGUGUUUUGGCAUAUUGAGUACCAUUCAAAGUAAUGAUAGAAAUCAACGAAUUAUCGAAGAGUUAUUAGCAGGCAUUAGAAUGAGUAUAUAG
Saccharomyces cerevisiae S288C is the source of this 1632-nucleotide messenger RNA. RefSeq names its product Bit61p (gene BIT61). Gene Ontology annotation, cellular component: vacuolar membrane; plasma membrane. The coding region runs from base 1 to 1632 and encodes 543 amino acids. Lineage: Eukaryota; Fungi; Ascomycota; Saccharomycetes; Saccharomycetales; Saccharomycetaceae. The record is from RefSeq and is marked reviewed. The transcript has a single exon.